Cuscuta epithymum is the source of this 2055-nucleotide messenger RNA. Lineage: Eukaryota; Viridiplantae; Streptophyta; Magnoliopsida; Solanales; Convolvulaceae. The record is from the annotation of a GenBank genome assembly.
UAGAAACAUAAAAUAAUAAGUUAUGAGAAGAUUGAUCAAAUAUUCAAAUGUGGGAUUAUUCUCCCUUGUUCUUGUUAGUUUUUCCAUAAAAAAAAUUGAGGGAUUCAACGGAAUGGAUUUAUGGAUUAUAGGUUCAAAAUUCACUCAAGAUGUACUUCGUCUACGGUAUGAUAUCGAGCGAUAUAAUCUUAGCUGAUAUCGCCAAUUCGAGGUGGGUUAACUCGACAUGUUUCAGAACUCAGUCAUGACAAACGCUGAGCACUGAAUGAUUGGUGAUGGAGCCCUCAAAAAUUUGUUUCGAAUUCAGCCCAUUCAAUUGCACGUUCUGUAACAGUUCUUCUUUAUCUUUAUUAUAUGAUGAUGAUGAACAAAACGACGAUCGACGCCAACCACCAGGUAGAGCCAUUGGCCAUUCACUGACACACACUCCGUAACCGCAAACAGUCCACUCUUCCAUGCAUUUCCUGUAGCGUCUCUGCUCGUCGAGUGAGUGGAGCGUCGCCGGCGAUGGAUAACGUCGGCCAGUCAACGAGGUGGGGGUUCAGAAGGAACGAAGAGCUCUUAGUAGCCUCCGCAAUCAGCAUAAGAGGAAUUCUUGGCACUGUGAUGAAAAACCUCAACCCGGAUGACCCGAGACCCGUCAUCCCGCUCGGCCACGGCGACCCUUCUGCCUUCGCCUGCUUCCGGACACCACCCGAGGCUGAAUCCGCCAUCUCCAGCUCCCUUGUUUCCGCUAAGUUCAACGGAUAUGCCCCUUCCACCGGCCUUAUUCCCGCUAGACAGGCAGUAGCUGAGUACCUUUCUCAAGAUCUCCCAUAUGAGCUAUCACCUGAUGAUGUUUACCUUACCCUUGGAUGCACGCAAGCAAUAGAAGUCCUUCUUACCGUUCUUGCUCGCCCCAAUGCUAACAUUCUACUUCCGAGGCCAGGAUUCCCUUUCUACGAAGCUAGGGCAGCCUGCACCAACUUUGAAGUCCGCCACUUUGAUCUUCUUCCAGGUAAUGAAUGGGAAGCUGAUCUUAAUGCUGUUGAGGCUUUAGCGGAUGAAAAUACUGUUGCAAUGGUCAUUAUAAACCCUGGUAAUCCAUGUGGGAAUGUCUUCAAACACCAACAUCUAAAGAAGAUUGCAAAGACUGCACAAAAGCUCGGGAUUCUUGUAAUUGCUGAUGAAGUGUAUGACCAUCUUACUUUUGGAGAUACCCCUUUUGUACCUAUGGGAGUUUUUGGUUCAAUUGUUCCUGUUAUUACUGUUGGAUCAAUAUCAAAGAGGUGGAUUGUUCCUGGUUGGAGACUUGGGUGGCUUGUCACUAAUGAUACCAACGGGAUUCUUAAAGAACAAGGGGUUAUAGAUUGCAUCACAGGUUUCCUCAGUAUUUCGUCUGACCCUGCAACCUUUAUCCAGGGAGCUAUCCCUGAUAUUAUUCGAAAUACCAAACCAACUUUUUUCUCUAAAAUUGUAAAUAUAUUAAGAGAAGCAGCAGACAUCUGUUAUGACAAACUGAAGGAGAUCCCAUGCAUCACCUGCCCAAGCAAACCUGAAGGUUCUAUGUUUGUAAUGGUAAAACUUAAUUUGGAUCUCUUGGAAGACAUUUUAGAUGAUAUGGAGUUCUGUCUCAAGCUGGCUAAGGAGGAAUCAGUGAUAAUUUUGCCAGGAUUUGGGGUGGGACUCAAGAAUUGGCUCCGAAUAACUUUUGCAAUUGAGCCAUCAACCCUUGAUGAUGGACUUGGAAGGCUCAAGGCUUUUUGUCUAAGGCAUGCCAAGAAAUAGUAUGCUAUCAGGCAGGAUAUUAUCUUCAAAUGAAUAAUUCUAUUAAGUGUUGGUGAUGUGGUGUCUAACUUCUUGUUGGAUGUCAACCAUUGGAAGGACAAUGAAAUGCUUGUGUGUUCUAUUGCUUGUUUUUUGAAAUAUAAAGCGUCAUGUCAUUUCUAGAUUUGUAUAAUCACUUGUACAAAUAAUAAGUGCUUCGGCUUGUUAAAGCACAUGCUAUGAAAGUGAUCAUUCAAUUGAUUAUCAGCUGCAAAUUCUUUGGUGGAUUCAUUGUUUCUUGCUAUGAAU